Messenger RNA from Aspergillus nidulans FGSC A4, 580 nucleotides. Its product is annotated as cytochrome c oxidase subunit VIIa. NCBI's taxonomy places the organism in Eukaryota, Fungi, Ascomycota, Eurotiomycetes, Eurotiales, Aspergillaceae. Bases 72 to 260 code for a protein of 62 amino acids. Gene Ontology annotation, cellular component: mitochondrial inner membrane. The transcript is spliced from 5 exons. The record is from RefSeq and is a predicted model, not a curated record. Gene Ontology annotation, biological process: proton transmembrane transport; oxidative phosphorylation; mitochondrial electron transport, cytochrome c to oxygen.
GUCCAACAUCACCACUCACUUCUCCCUCCACUCUUACCUCACCACCACCAACCAAAGCAGAACUCGUCGCAAUGGCUACCGCUAUCGCUCCUAUCACCGGCAUGCUCCGCCGUGGUCUCGUUCUUGACCUGAGCACCGCUUUUGGUUUCGGCACCACCUUUGGCUACCUCUGGUGGUACGGCUACCACCUCCCUCGCGUCCGCGCUCGUGAUGAGUACUACAACCGCCUCGAGCAAGAGCGCGCCGCCGGCCAGGCGUAAGCGGCUCUUUUCGCAAUAAUCAAUCUCUCGAUUAGCCGGUCGACACUUUCCCCGAUGCAGAUAUCCAUACACGUUUUCAGAUCCCAUUUCUACAUCCUCUGAAAGUCAAUGAGCCCUGCCCAGAAGGAGCAAAGGGAGCAGAUGCUAGGACAUAUACCCGGAUCCAUCCGUCCUCCUCUGUUGUCUUUCAAUUUUUCUCUUUUCACAAAUGUUUCCAACAGAGGGCGGCCGUCUGAGAGAGAAAGAUUGAUACAUUGUGAUAUGACGGGCUUGAGAGAAAGAAAGAAUGCUAGACUAUUUAUCUAUUCAUCUAUCUUUCA